Cucurbita pepo subsp. pepo (vegetable marrow) is the source of this 1460-nucleotide messenger RNA. Lineage: Eukaryota; Viridiplantae; Streptophyta; Magnoliopsida; Cucurbitales; Cucurbitaceae. The record is from RefSeq and is a predicted model, not a curated record.
AGGAGUUUGUAGAAUUUCUGGCUCGAACUUCUCAAUAUUGAAAAUGAACUUGGAAUGGUGAUGCACGAUACGCCUACAUUUUCAGUCUGAACUGCAACGAAAAGCCACAGAAUGAGCUUCCGGAUCUUCUCAAAGCCGCUGCGGAACCGAAGCAGAAGCCGAUUACCGCCGUUGUCAUCUAUUUUCUUGCGUUCAUUCUCACACACUUUCUCGCAAUUCACCAGACCUACGUUUGGCAUUGCGUUCGACAUUGAUGGCGUGCUUCUCCGAGGCGAUGCUCCGAUUGGAGGCUCUCCACAAGCUCUGAGAAAGUUAUAUGACGAUUCCGGUGUAUUAAGGAUUCCUUAUAUUUUCCUGACAAAUGGAGGUGGAGUUCGUGAAUCCAAGAGAGCCUCAGAUUUGAGUGAAGUUUUGGGCGUAGAUAUAUCACCUUUACAGGUUGUUCAGGGCCAUUCACCAUUUAAACACCUUGUAAACAGAUAUGAAAACAAACUUGUGAUUGCUGUUGGAAAAGGAGAACCCGCUGCAGUGAUGUCUGAAUAUGGAUUUCGGAAUGUUCUUUCAAUUGAUGAAUAUACAUCCUUCUUUGAUAACAUUGAUCCUCUGGCACCAUAUAAGAAAUGGACGACUAUAAACGGGGCUAAUCAUGAAAAAACUAUCUCAAAUCUAGCUGAAAAGAAGAAAGUUUGCUCUGAGAGAGUUGAUGCUGCCUUCAUCGUUAGUGAUUCUGUUGAUUGGAGCAGGGAUAUUCAGGUACUUUGUGAUAUCUUAAGAACCGGAGGUCUUCCAGGAAGAGAAUUUGGACACCAACCGAACUUGUAUUUUGCACACGAUGACCUUGAAUACCAGGCUGCUUUUCCUUGUGAACGUUUUGGUAUGGGAGCUUUCAGAAUUGCCCUAGAGUCUAUCUACAAUAAGAUUCACCCUCAUGCUUUGCAGUACACAUGCUAUGGAAAACCAAAUACGCUCGUAUUUCGCAAUGCCGAAGCUGUACUUAAACUAGUGUCAUCAAUUCAUCAAAACAAGAUGGAUGCGAAUACUGAAACUAAUCACUUCAAGACUCUGUAUAUGAUAGGGGAUAAUCCUUCUGUCGAUAUCAAUGGAGCAAUCCAGGCUGGAAGUCCUUGGUUUUCUAUCCUGACUAGAACAGGGGUUUUUAAGGGAAGAGAAAAUCAUGACAAGUAUCCAGCUGAUCUGGUAGUCGACUCCGUUGAAGAAGCAGUGGACUACAUUUUCAAGAAGGAAGGGAUAUGUUGAGAAAGACAUGAAGGAGAGUUGAUUCUUUUGAGAACAUAUUAACAAUGCUAUUCUCUGCUGGAUGAAGCAUGGUAUGGUGUGGGUGAGAUUCCGUUUACUUUCAUAAUUAAUGGCGGGCUGUUCGACCAAUUUCUAUUGAUGAAAACUUUUUCUUAAUUUACAUAUUAUCUUUUCACAUUGAAAUAUAGAAGAAACCUCUUUUC